This is a messenger RNA of Trichobilharzia szidati, 656 nucleotides long. The record is from the annotation of a GenBank genome assembly. Lineage: Eukaryota; Metazoa; Platyhelminthes; Trematoda; Strigeidida; Schistosomatidae.
CAGAAAGUACAUUGUCCAGUAAUAACAAUAAUAAUUAUGCAUAAAGAUAUUUAUGUAUAUAAAUCUAUAGGUGAGCAUUGUAUAUUCAUCACGGACAAGAUAUUCUGCUAUAAAUUACCUCAGGUCUUGAGUUCUCUGCUUGGAAGUAUUGUGAAACAAUAUCAAACCUCAAACAAAAGUACAAUGAAGUUCUCUGUAGUGUUUAUUUGUAUCCUGCAGUUGAUACUAGUCACAUCACAAGGCAAUGAAAACAAGGAUAUUGAUCAGGUUGGUCAGGAUUUGAGAAGAAAGUUUGAUGGUAUUGUUGAUGAUAUAAGAAAAGAACAAGCCGGUUUAGGAGCAGGAGCAAUUGUGGGAAUUGUAUUCGGCUGUCUCGCAGGACUUGCAAUCAUCGGUGCCGUAAUCUACUUUGUUCGACGGUGGCUAUCGUCUAGAUAAUAUGUGGUGUUUCAAAUUUUGUCCCAUUAUAAUAAUGGUUGAUGACUUAUGUAUUUUAUUUUGUGAUAUUUUGAUUGACACUUGAUUAGCUUUGGAUAAAGCACAUCUCUCUUUUCUUAAACAUUUUAACCUUGUUAUUUCAUUGUACUAAUUUUUAGUUUUCCUUCUGUAGAAUCGUUAUUAGUAAUGUAAAACAAACUUAUCACAUUGUUUCUUGA